This is a messenger RNA of Lecanosticta acicola, 1313 nucleotides long. The record is from the annotation of a GenBank genome assembly. NCBI's taxonomy places the organism in Eukaryota, Fungi, Ascomycota, Dothideomycetes, Mycosphaerellales, Mycosphaerellaceae.
AUGGGUUCAGCACCGCAGGACAAGUACAUCCCAUGGGACGCGCCCGGCGUCGAGGUCAUGCAGCCGGGCGAGAAGGAGAAGAUCUGGGAGGUUUCCAACCUGUUCAAUCGUCUGCAGAUGAUGAACUUCAACGAGCACAUGCACUGCCUGCGUGGAACUCACUUGAAGACCCAGGGCGUGAGUCGUCGAACCCGUCCCUCUCCCCCCAAAUCCGAAUGGAAGCUCUCGCAUCAGACCAUCAUGGUUGACCUCUCAUGAAUAGUGCGUCAUCGGCCGCUUCGUCGUCCACGAGAACCUGCCCGAGCACCUCGCCCAGGGCAUGUUCGCCAAGCCCGGCUCCUACGACUGCAUCAUGCGCUACUCCUCCCUCACCCCCAAGCUCCUGCCCGACAACAUCCCACAGCCCCGAGGAAUCGGGAUCAAGAUCUUCGGCAUCGAGGGCGAGAAGAUGUGGGGCGAGGACAAGAAGACCCAAGAUUGGACCUUCAACAACUACCCCGUCUUGGAAUUGAGGACGCCAAAGGAUACCUUUGAGAUCAUCGACUCCCUGGAGCGCAACUGGAAUACGCUGGAGAAGUUUGCGGGCGAGCUCGGGGAGCGUCCGGAUGCGGAGGUUGCUACCAUGCCUGCCAAGCUUCCCAAGCAGCACAGUAAGUCCAAUACCACUUCCUUUCCUUCUGAAAGAAGCCUCGGUGAGUUCACACGCAAUGUCCGCAGUGGUCGCCAUGCCCGAGUGGUCCCAAUCCGCCUACCGCCACGGCGACUACGUCGCCAAAUACGGCGUCUUCCCCAAGGGCCAGGAGCAAAUCAACAUCGCCAACGACCUCAUCAAAGACGACGACCCCAUCAACAUCCUCUCCCAACACACCCGCAACUUCCACCUCUCCCACAAGGUGACCUACAGCUUCUGCGCCCAAAUGCUGCAGAACCUCGACGAGCAGCCCGUCGACGACAUUGGGGUCGAAUGGGACGAGAAGAGAUACCCCAUGGAAGAGAUUGCGCAUUUGGAAUUCGACCCGCAGGAUUCGUGGUUGCCGGAAUUCAGAGUCUGGUGGGAUGAUCGUAUCACGGUCAAUUCGUGGCAUGGAUUGAAGCUGCAUCAGCCUCUGGGUUCCACCAACCGUAUGAGGAGGGUGGUUUAUGCCGAGAGCAGGAAACUGAGGAUGAAGGUCAAUGGUAACAAGGAGUACAUUGAGCCCGCCAGUAUUGCGGAGGUUCCGGCGCCAAUCCCGGCCGUGCAGCUGCCGUAUAACCCCAAGUCCGGGCAGAAUGCCAUCAACUCGGUGCAGGUGAAGGCUGCUACGGUCAUGUAA